Molecule: messenger RNA, 1215 nt
Organism: Sphaerulina musiva SO2202
Lineage: Eukaryota; Fungi; Ascomycota; Dothideomycetes; Mycosphaerellales; Mycosphaerellaceae
Exons: 1
Coding region: 1-1215 (404 amino acids)
Molecular function (GO): hydrolase activity
Source: RefSeq, a predicted model, not a curated record
AUGGCGCCGCUGUCUAUUAUCGAUAGCCACAUCCAUCUCUGGCCGGAGAGCAUGGCCAACGAACAAGGUCACGCAUGGAUGACUCCGGGUAUGCCACUGGCCAAACCACAAAUUCCAGAAGAUUACUUUCGAGCAUCAGAACAACAACAAGAAGAACAACAAGAACAACAACAACAAGAAAAAGAAGAAGAAGACGAGCCAUGUUCAUCAUCAAAACCAAUCCUCAAAGGCAUCAUAUACGUCGAAACCGACGUCCGCUACUCCACCCCCCCUCCAGCAACCCCCACCCCUCCAACAAUCUCCUCCCUCCAAUCCUGGACGCGCGGCCCCCUCCAAGAAAUCCAAUUCCUCCGCUCCAUCAUAACCGGCUCCUACGGCACUCACGCCAGCGCCAAACUCCUCGGAAUCGUCGCCUGGGCACCCAUGACGCAAGCACCGCUCAUCCUCUCACAAUGGCUCCAACUGGUGCAGGACGAAGCCGGAGAACAAACCUGGCUUCGAAUUAAAGGUUUUAGAUAUCUUUUCCAAUUUAUUUCCGAGAAAGAAAUAUUUGAGAAAGUCGUAGUGAGGAAUGAGAAUUUUGUUGAGAAUUUGGAGAUUUUGGGUCAGAGGGGUUUGGUGUUUGAUGUGGGAGUGGAUCAACGAUCGGGUGGGAUUUGGCAGUUGGAGGGGAUGGUGAGGGUGAUGCAGAAGGUGUGGGCGAGGGGGGAGGAGAAGGGAGUUCCUGUGGGGGAGAGGGUGGUGUUUGUGAUUAAUCAUUUUUGUAAGCCGAGUUUUUUUCGAGAUGGAGAAGAUGACGAAGGAGAAGAAGAAGCAGCAGCAGGGAAAAAGGGAAGAGAAGGGGAAUUUCAGGCGUGGAAAAAUGCAGUGACGAGCAUGGCAAAAUGUCCGAAUACGUAUAUGAAACUUUCGGGGGCGUUUAGUGAAUUGCCGGAACAUGUUCUAAAAGGGGGGGAUUGCGAUGCCAUAGCGAGAUACAUGAUGCCGUGGGUCGACGUAGUAUUGAGUGCAUUCGGUCCGGAGAGAGUCAUGUUUGGGAGUGAUUGGCCCGUGUGUAAUCUGCGAGGGCCAGCGGGAGAGCGCUCAUGGCCGGUAUGGAAAAAUGUGGUUUCCCGACUGCUCGAAUCCUGCAUAUAUCAAGGCACUCUUCUCACCGACCAGCAGAAAUCAUUAGUGUGGAGUGGGACUGCUCAGCGGGCUUAUCGCUUGGCCUGA